AUAAUAUUAUUUUAUAGCUUCAGACAUUAAAUGUAGCACAUGAGUCAUAUGGAGUACUUUUAUGACUUUUAUGGUACUUUAUAUUAUUCAUUAAGAAAGUAAUAUAGAGCUGGAAUGACAUGAGAUUAAGUAAAUGACGACAAAUGGGCGAGUUAUUCCUUUAAACUUUUGCUUUGUUGCUGUUUGAGGGUACUCAGAGUGGGGAAUGGAACAUUUCAGUAAUCUCCAGUAACAGAAGCUGAAGGGUGUGAGGAGACCCCCCUCCCUGUCUGUGAAAAUGGACACUGCAGGUGUAUUUAUAGACCAGACACAGUGAUGAGCACUCUUUUUUAAGAGACCAACGGUUGCACACAUUCGUCAUAACCAUAUGAUAUUUCAUUCUAGAAGCUACGUGCUCUUCUUUCAUAAUUUAAACGCUUUGGGAGGAAACACAGACAAAUCCAGUGUUCUGAGUGGAAGUACACAAAGAGAGAUACACUAAACUAAAGGGAGUUGCUAUGGAGAAGCCAGUUUUACAAUCGCAGUCCUCUAUGCUGCCCUUCUUUGAUGCAGCCCAUGCUGUCAACUUGCUCCGUGGUAUCCACGAGCUCCGCGCAGAGCGCAAGUUCUUUGAUGUCACAUUGUGCGCUGAGGGCAAAGAGUUCCACUGCCAUCGAACUGUGCUAGCAGCUGCCAGCACCUACUUUCGCGCUAUGUUUGCCGGUACGCUGCGAGAAAGUGUAAUGGACCGUGUGGUACUGCACGAGGUAUCUGCCGAACUCUUGGGCCUCCUGGUGGACUUUUGCUACACAGGCCACGUCACUGUCACACAUGACAAUGUGGAUCUCCUACUCAAGACAGCGGACCUCUUCCAGUUCCCUUCUGUCAAAGAGGCAUGCUGUGCUUUCCUGGAACAGAGGCUUGAUGUCUCCAACUGCUUGGAGAUCCAGGACUUUGCAGAGGCUUAUGCCUGCCAUGAGUUGGCCACUAGUGCUCGCCGUUUCGUGCUGAAGAACAUUGUGGAGCUGGCAAAGAGCAUGGACUUUGAAAGGCUGUCUUGGAAGCGACUACUGGAGUUUGUGUCUGAUGAUGGACUGUGUGUGGAUAAGGAAGAAACGGCGUACCAGAUUGCCAUACGCUGGGUCAAAGCUGACCUGCAGCACCACUUGCAUUACUGGCCUGAGCUGCUGCAACAGGUGCGCCUUCCGUUUGUUCGACGUUUCUAUCUUCUGGCCCACGUGGAGAGUGAUCCGCUGGUCUACUUGUCACCGGCCUGUUUGCGGUUGGUCAGUGAGGCACGUAGCUUUCAGUCAUACGAAUAUGACCGCCAUGACCGACCCAGCCAUCGAAUGCGCCCUCGUCCGUCCACUGGCCUGGCUGAAAUUCUGGUGGUGGUGGGAGGAUGUGAUCAGGACUGUGAUGAGCUUGUUACUGUGGAUUGCUACAACCCUCAGACUGGACAGUGGAGAUAUUUAGCUGAAUUUCCAGACCACCUUGGAGGUGGCUACAGCAUAGCAGCCCUGGGCAACGACAUUUAUGUGACAGGUGGCUCGGAUGGAUCACGUCUGUAUGAUUGCGUUUGGCGCUACAACUCCAGUGUGAAUGAGUGGACAGAGGUCUCCCCCAUGCUGAAAGCCCGAGAAUACCACAGCUCAUGUGUUCUCAAGGGCCAGCUCUAUGUGGUUGCUUUGGACAGCACAGAACGCUAUGACCAUAUCUUGGACUGCUGGGAGACCUUGCCACCCAUGUUGCAUCCCAUGGAUAACUGUUCUACCACGGCAUGCAGGGGACGGCUCUAUGCCAUUGGCUCAUUAACUGGAGAGGACACGAUGGCUAUUCAGUGCUACGAUGCUGAUAGCAAUUGCUGGACACUUGUGAACAGUGGAGAGUUGCCUCCGUGGUCUUUUGCCCCCAAACCAGUGACUUUAAACGGCUUGAUCUACUUCGUAAGGGAUGAUUCGGCAGAGGUUGAUGUCUACAACCCACAGAAAAACGAAUGGGACAAGAUUAGUCCCAUGACGCAAGUUCAUGUUGGAGGCAGUGUUGCAGCUCUGGGUGGUCGGCUCUAUGUGUCCGGUGGCUAUGACAACACAUUUGAGUUGUCCGAUGUGGUCGAGGUCUACGAUCCUGCUUCUCGAUCUUGGACCCCAGCCGGCCGCCUCCCCCAGCCCACCUUCUGGCAUGGAAGUGUUAGCAUAUUUCGACAGUUUAUGCCCCUGGUCCCUAGCACCUUUGAACCCAUCGACAUACCCGAGGCCAGUGUCAUCCACCUCCACAGACACCACCGCAACCAGGCACUUAACAACCACAACAACAAUGUCAAUCAGAACCACAACCAAGAUGUCAAUCAAGUGCAUUGAGAGCUUUUAAAGACACAAGACUGAAGGUUUCUUGGACGUUUGCAGAUGGACAUUAAUUUGACAUCGCUACUAAGUGUUUGCACUUUAUCACAUAUUCACCUCAACUGGGCAGUAAAGGGAGCUGGCGAAUAGACAAUCAAUGCUUACAUUAUUUCACCAAUUAACUCUUUAAAUGUUGCAUGCAGUCUAAUGCUUGAUGUGUUUACCAUGAACAGAGACUUAAAAAAAAGAAAAAAGAAAGUGACUUUAUGUAAGAGUGCCUAAAGCAUUUGAUGAUUUUCAAGCAAUCCAUAAUCCAUACCUUGGAAAUAUAUGGAGGUUCCACUCACUUUUUUAUAUUAUUUCACUAAAUUAAUCAGCAUGGACCUUUUAAUGUGAUCCAAAAAUUUGCAACUUCAAGUCCACAUCCCAAAGUAAACUUGUUCUUACCAAACAAACAAAACAAAAACAUUUUGAGACCCCAAGCAUUCCGAAAGUUGAAGGUUUGGAUUCACUUCGAUUGUAGAUGCUUCUUUGUAGCAUGAUUUAAAUUUCAGUAUUCUGCAAUGUGGAAAACAGAUGAUUGUUUAUAUAAGCAGAGAAGAGUCUGAAAUGAAUAUUUUGGAGAAUCCAAGACUUUCCAAAAACAAAAUAAUUCUGUUUGAAGGCCACAGCAUAACAUGUUUUUUUUUUUUCAUCUUGCUUGAACUGCAUUUGUCAGACAAUCUACAGUAUGUACAGUACAGUAUUUUCUGUGAACUUGUCAAACUCUUAUAUUUUAAUAAAUUAAGUUUAUUUAUAAAUAUUUAGUCAUCUUUUUUUUUAUUUUUUUUUUAUGGAAGGUAUGUAACAGUUUUUGAGUAACAGCUUGUUUGUAUUAUGCUGUUUGCUGAUGACAUGAAGAAUGACAUGAAAGUAUGUGAAGCUUUUUUAAUUUUAUGUAAAAUUGUAUCAGGAUUCUGUAAGAAUAACUGGAAGCAAUAAUUCAGUAACCCAUUCUUGUGUAAAAGUGUGUUUGAUAAUACCAUUACUUAUGAAACUGAUUAUUCACAAAGCGAUAAAGUGGUAAUUAACAUUUGUUAUUUUAUUUUUCUUAAGGAAUGUUUAGUUUGUUUUGUGGCCAAAGUAAUUUUUACAGUGUUGAUUAGAUGUUUUGAUUUGUGCCGUAUUGUUUGUGUGGUCAACAAAUAAAUAACAGGCUGCACUUUUACUUUGUCUUUUCAUUUAUAUAUAUAUAUAUACUACCGGUCAAAAGUUUUGAAACACUUACUCAUUCUUUAUUUAUAUAUAUAUAUAUAUAUAUAUAUAUAUUUAUUAUUAUUAUUAUUUGUUAUUAUUUUUUUUUUUCACAUUUUAGAAUAAAAGUCAUCAAAACUAUGGAAUAACAUAAAUGGAACUAUGGGAAUUAUGUUGUGACUAAAAAUCCAAAAUAAAUCAAAACUGUGUUAUAUUUUAGCAUCUUCAAAGUAGUCACCCUUUGCCUAGAAUUUGCAGACAUGUACGCUUGACAUUUUCUCAACCAACUUCUUGAUGUAUCACCCUGGGAUGCUUUUUAAACAGUAUUGAAGGAGUUCCCAUCUAUGUUGGGCAAUUAUUGACUGCUUUUCUUUAUUAUUUGGUACAAGUCAUCAAUUUCAAAAACUUUUUUUUUUAAUUAAAUUUUAGUUUUGUAAUUAAAUAGAUUAAUAUGGUGGCACAAUUAUAUUUUUGCUACAAAACUAAUUUCAAACAUUUAAGCAUACACCUUCAGAUCAAAAGAUUUUUAAAGAUCAUGAGAAACAUUUCGGUCAAGCGUUUCAAAACGUUUGACCGGUAGUGUAUAUAUGUAUUUACAGUUGUGCUCAAAAGUUUGCAUACCCUUGGAGAAUUGGUAAUAUAUGUACCGUUUUGAAAGAAAACAUGAGUAAACAGGCAAAACACAUUUCUUUUAUUUCUUAUGGGAUUCAUAUUCAACUGUAGGUUAUAACAGAAUGGCACAAUCAUAAAACAAAAUAUGGCAACAAAGAAAAAAAUGAAAUGUCCCCUGUUCAAAAGUCUGCAUACCCUUAGUUCUUAAUACUGUGUAUUGCCCCCUUUAGCAUCAAUGACAGCAUGCAGUCUUUUGUAAUAGUUGUCUAUGAGGCCCCAAAUUCUUACAGGUGGUAUAGCUUCCCAUUCGUCUUGGCAAAAUGCCUCCAGGUCAUGCAAAGUCUUUGGUCGUCUUGCAUGAACCUCACGUUUGAGAUCUUCCCAGAGUGGCUCGAUGAUAUUAAGGUCAGGAGACUGUGAUGGCCACUCCAGAACCUUCAACUUUUUCUGCUGUAACCACUGGAGGGUCAACUUGGCCUUGUGCUCACUGUCGUGCUGGAAAGUCCAAGAGCGCCCCAUGCGCAACUUUUGUGCAGAAUAAUGCAAAUUGUCUGCCAGUAUUUUCUGAUAACAUGCUGCAUUCAUCUUGCCAUCAAUUUUCACAAGAUUCCCCGUGCCUUUAGAGCUCAUACACCCCCAAAACAUCAGUGAGCCACUGCCAUGCUUCACAGUGGGGAUGGUAUUCUUUUCACUAUAGGCCUUGUUGGCCCCUCUCCAAACAAAGCUCUAUUUUGGUCUCGUCACUCCAAAUUACAGUGUGCCAGAAGUUGUGAGGUGUGUCAAGGUGUUGUCGGGCAUAUUGUAACCGGGCUUUUUUGUAGCAUUGGCACAGUAAAGGCUUCUUUCUGGCAACUCGACCAUGCAGUUCAUUUUUGUUCAAGUAUCGUCGUAUUGUGCUCCUUGAAACAACCACACCGUCUUUGAGCAGCCUGUAUUUCUCCUGAGGUUACCUGUGGGUUUUUCUUUGUAUCCCGAACAAUUAUUCUGGCAGUUGUGGCUGAAAUCUUUCUUGGUCUACCUGACCUUGGCUUGGUAACAAGAGAUCCUCGAAUUUUCCACUUCUUAAUAAGUGAUUGAACAGUACUGACUGGCAUUUUCAAGGCUUUGUAUAUCUUUUUAUAUCCUUUUCCAUCUUUAUAAAGUUCCAUUACCUUGUUGCGCAGCUCUUUUGACAGUUCUUUUCUGCUCCCCAUGGCUCAGUAUCUAGUCUGCUCAGUGCAUCCAUGUAAGAGCUAACAAACUCACUGACUAUUUAUACACAGACACUAAUUGCAAUUUAAAAAGCCACAGGUGUGGGAAAUUAACCUUUAAUUGCCAUUUAAACCUGUGUGUGUCACCUUGUGUGUCUGUAACAAGGCCAAACAUUCAAGGGUAUGUAAACUUUUGAUCAGGGCCAUUUGGGUGAUUUCUGUUACCAUUAUGAUUUAAAAAGGAGCCAAUCAUCUAUGUGAUAAUAAAUGGCUUCAUAUGAUCACUAUCCUUAAAUAAAAGACAGUUUUUUUGCAUGAUCAGUCAUAUUUUCAAAAUCAAUGCCAAAAUUUCACAAUUUCUGCCAGGGUAUGCAAACUUUUGAGCACAACUGUAUAUAUAUAUA
Messenger RNA from Myxocyprinus asiaticus (Chinese sucker), 5760 nucleotides. RefSeq names its product kelch-like protein 21. Lineage: Eukaryota; Metazoa; Chordata; Actinopteri; Cypriniformes; Catostomidae. The coding region runs from base 498 to 2339 and encodes 613 amino acids. The record is from RefSeq and is a predicted model, not a curated record. Gene Ontology annotation, molecular function: protein binding. The transcript has 5 exons. Gene Ontology annotation, biological process: protein ubiquitination.